UUCGUCCUCGGUCCCUAACACUUCCGUCUCACUCCAUCCUUAUAUCGCUCAAACGCUCGCUCGCACCGCGCCGGGAAGCACGCACGCACGCCUCCCUGCACUGCAUCGGGCGCGCACUGCCGUCGCGACGGGGGGGUGGGGUGCAGGUUGAUGGCGAGCGGCGGCGGGGAGCACUUCCUGAGGCAGCUGAGCGCGAGCAACGGGGGCGCGGCGGCGCAGCACCUGCAGAGGCGGGGGUUGGAGGGGGAGGAAGAGCACUGCGGCGGCAGGAGGAGGGGCUCGAGGCGGUGGUCGUCGAGGAGGAGGGCGGGGAAGGGAGCUGGGUACGCCGGCGGGAAGGGCGAUGCCGCGGCGGCGGCCGCCGUGGCCGGGAGGAAGCGGGUGAUGGUGGUGGUGGACGACACCUCCGGGGCCAAGCACGCCAUGAUGUGGGCGCUCACCCACGUCGCCAACAAGGGAGACUUCCUCACGCUGCUCCACGUCCUCCCGCACGCCGGCGGCGGAGGGGGCGAGACCCCCUCCCUCGCCAACUCGCUCGGCACGCUCUGCAAGGCCUGCAGGCCCGAGGUGGAGGUUGAAGCACUUGUGAUCCAAGGACCAAAGCUGGCCACUGUCCUCAGCCAAGUGAAGAAAUUGGAGGCGUCCGUGCUUGUGCUCAGCCAAUCCAAGCCGUCUCAUCUCUGUUGGCUGAGUUGCUUCCUGCGAAGCAGCAGCGAGGAGUUCGUCGAGCAAUGCAUCAACCAGGCCGAGUGCCUGACGUUAGCAGUGAGGAAGCAGAGCAAGGGCGUCGGUGGGUACCUCAUCAGCACCCGGUGGCAGAAGAACUUCUGGCUCCUGGCUUGACAAGCAUUCACAGGGACCAUUUAUUUUCUGCCCAGGCUUUCAAGUUUCUACAUAAUCAUAUUUUUACCCCGUAUAUCUGCCAUCCUGUCUUAACUGAGUGCAUCAUAAAAGCCCUCCCCGCUGCCAUAUCGUGUCACUGUGCAAGUGUGGAUCAUGCUACUGUUGUAAAGCCCAAAGGAGCCCUAGAUCUGACCAAACCUACUUCCCAUCUUCUUUUCAGUUUUCAGUGUGUGUAAUCUGUGCUGUUCUAUUGUGUAAUGUUGCAUAAAUGGCCGGUUUCUGUUGU
Molecule: messenger RNA, 1129 nt
Organism: Oryza brachyantha (malo sina)
Lineage: Eukaryota; Viridiplantae; Streptophyta; Magnoliopsida; Poales; Poaceae
Exons: 3
Coding region: 151-843 (230 amino acids)
Source: RefSeq, a predicted model, not a curated record